UAUACAUACACAGAAAUACACACGCACAGGCACAUGUACAUACAGACACAUGUAAAUACAUACACAGACACAUGUACGUACAUACACACAAACACACACACAUACAGUACAUGUACAUACACGCAGACACAUGUACAGAUACACACAUGUACAUACACACAGACACAUGUACAAUUGUACAUGCAUACACAAACAUACACACACAUGUACACACACACACCCCCCACCCAUAAAAAGUUGCAGUACUUCGUUAUUCACUCACAGAUCCGGGUACUGCACUCUAGGGGGAGGCAGAGAGCACAGCACACACUCCUUGCUUUGCUUUCACUGCGCUCAGCUAUUGAGCAGUCUGAUGGCUGCCAGUGCCAAUUACAGAUCCGGCCUGAGCUACGAGCCUGCUCAGCAAGGCGGUCCUGGGGGACACAUUCGCCCCCACCAUAAUUUCCAUCUCACCAUUGGCGAGCAGGCGAGUGGAAAUUUCAAGCCCUGAGUUAAAGUGU
Staurois parvus is the source of this 500-nucleotide messenger RNA. The record is from the annotation of a GenBank genome assembly. NCBI's taxonomy places the organism in Eukaryota, Metazoa, Chordata, Amphibia, Anura, Ranidae.